Molecule: messenger RNA, 4614 nt
Organism: Mycena citricolor
Lineage: Eukaryota; Fungi; Basidiomycota; Agaricomycetes; Agaricales; Mycenaceae
Source: the annotation of a GenBank genome assembly
GACGAAAGCCAAGUCUGACCUCACGCGCUCAUUAGCCCUCUCUACUGUAAUGGGCGGCAAAGUAAGGUGUGCCGUCUGUCUUGACGACUUCACGAUUUCAGAGUUUCGCUUUCUGACGUGUGGGCACGGCCUUUGCGUCUCCUGCGCUGAACAUCCUGCCACGAAAACCACCUGUGCUGUCUGCCGUGAAACGAAGGGAGAUGGGCAGCGAUUCAAGGUCUUCUUCACCAUGGCAGAGACGACAAACGAGGCACAGUCGGUGACGCAGAGUCUCGACAUGAUUGGACCGCAAUCGAUGGCUAUGACCAUUCAGAAGGGCGGAAAGAAGAUUGAAAGGGUGGUUGCGUCAAUUCCGGAAGAUCAAAUCGACGAGGGAUAUGUUCAAGAACUGCUCACCGCCGCAAGGAACCUGGAUGAGCGACUGGCACCUUUGGCCUCGGAGCUGGAACUGAUGAAGAACCGGUGCAUAGAACAAGCAGAGGAAAUGGCGGAGCUCAGACGUCGCUUGCAAGAGGAGGAAACCAAAGCUGCUGAGGUACCACUCCUUCGGCAAUCGGUCGCCGCUGCAAGAAGCGACUGGCAGGUUGCGGUACAAAAAAGGACGCAAGCUACUGCGGCUCUAUCGAGGGAACGAGCUGAGAAUGCUCGUCUGCAGCAGGCGGUUCAGACGCAGGUGGCUGGAGUGAGAGCUAAGGAGGAGGAAGUCGAGAAGCUGCAGGGCAAGCUUACAAGGCGGGACAAAAGGCUGGCGUUACUGGAAAAGAAGCUCAAGGUCUUGACACGCACUAUGAAGUACCCUCGAACUGCCCCUGCCGAGGACCCGGACGACUCUCUUCAGAUAGAGAAUUCGGUAGAGAUUGUCCGCAAGCCCAAUGAUUGGAUCGACAAGCGACUAGGAGGCGGCGUCCGCAAGACAGUUCCCCUUCCAAACCAUCGGCCCACUUGACUGUCCACUACACUUCGCACUUCGCAUUCUACCACGUGUUUCUCUACUAGCCCUAGCAUUUCCUGAGAUGAAUUACCAUAUCCAGCCCGUAGGACGAGUUUGUUGUUGUUGACACUUUCCGCGAUGUAGUCACCUCCUUCAUGCCGCCCGAUGUUAACCAACCCGAGGAGCCCAAACCUCGUUCAAAAUGGCUCCCAAUCACAUUGUUUGGAGUAGGCACCAUCCUCGUCGUAGCCCCAGCAGCACUGGUCUGGCGCAUGAGGCGACACACGCGACUUCCUCUCAAUUCCCUUGAUGCACCUCCGCGUCGCACGGCCUUUGGGUCCAGUCCGACAGCACCCACCCACUCCAGCCUAAAAACCGACGCACCCGCUCGUUUUGCGUUCGCCAUCCCCGACGUCCCGCUUGCAUCAACCAACGCUGAUCUUCCUUCCACAUCGUACGCGUCCCCGAAGGACUGGGACGACGACGAUAACUGGGGUGUCCCCCCAACAAAACUGGAUCCCAACGACAAAUUCAACCCUGCGCUCCAUACCGUACGCGCAUUCGGCAUCGCGACGGCCAUUGUCGGAACACUGGCCUUUGGAGGGAUUUGGGCCUUGAGGGAGUAUCUGGGUGUGGAUAACAUGGAUGAUCUGAGCGCCGAAUUCCGGCUGGGCGUCAUGAACAGGAUGCCCAACCUGGCUGAAAAGAUGCGCAACGCUCUUCAGUUUGGUUCCUCGAGCGAAGAACCAGAUCCAGCGGCCGGUGGUGAUGAGAGGUCCCCGUGGACCUGGGAUGAAGCGCAGGAUCGGUUGGCAGCGGCUUACGACAAGGGCGGGAUAGAGGCCUGGGCCAACGUCGCGGCGCAAGAGGUCGCAAAUGAGGCGAAAUUAGAGAUGAAGCGUCGGGAAGAACUGCAGAAACGAUGAUGCUUCUAUCAGUUUUGUGUAUCAAAAGCACCACCACUCCAAUGCUCUGUUACAGUUGAGAAGGCUUCUGUACGAUAUAUUGGCCAAGUGGGUCUCGCAUUGCUCCUUUGAGUUGUGCGCGAACAGCCAUUUUACACCUCACACGCGACUGAGUGCACCAUUUGACACGGAUCGUGAAAUCUCACGGAGACAACCGGACCGGCGGCUGUCUCUGUUGCGUCACCACGUCCGUCGCAUCAGACUGAACAACUCACGAGUAACUUGCACCAUUUUGAAUCAUCCCGGGAAGAAGCAAGAUUUCGGGCUGUUCUCGUGCUCUCGAGAUCUGCUAGCCGUCGCGUCCUGAAGGUGACAUUCCCCGCCGACGACUUCUUGCGCAUAUGCCCCAUCUCUUCGAGCGGCGUCCAAUCCCCGUGUCGGCCAAGUACUGGCCUACGAGACCCUCAUCUGAUUCCGACUCGCGCGGGCACAGACGGACGGAUCUGUCGAGGCAUUCUCGCCAAAACUCUAGAUUGGACGGGACUCGCGCGGGGACGGAGUCGGAACUAUUUCGCGACUUGAGAUAGGAGCGUUGGAAAGAUAACAGCAUGCCUCGACAUUAGAUGCACGAUAUGCUCUCAUCAUCGUCCUUCUCGCCGCAUGCCCUUCUGCCAAGACGGCGCGCCGUCGCAAAGAAAGAACGCGACAUAAAAGCAGACCACGGCAAUCGCUUUCGACAGCUCACUUUGGGCCCUCUCCGAAGACAAGAUGGCAUUCAGCAAAUCUCUGACCGUUCUUGCCGCGGUGGCGGUCGCAGCUGCGAAGGGCCUAACGGUGCUGCACACGCGGACAUCAGUCCCCUCGGGCUUCGUUAACCAUGGGCCCGCGCCCGUCAACGAUCAACUGACCCUGCGCUUCGGUCUCGCGCACACUGAUGCUGCUGGGCUGCAGACCAAGCUGCAGGAGGUCUCGACGCCUGGGAACGCGAACUUCCGCCAGUGGUUGUCGAUGGAAGAGAUCAAGACUUACAUGGAGCCUUCGGCUGAGACCGUGGCGGCUUUCCAGGCUUUUGUCUCCGCCAACGGAUUGAACACAAGCAGCAUCUCUCCUAACGGCGACUGGUUCUCGAUCACUCUUCCCGUCUCGCGCGCCAAUGAAUUGUUCGAUGCCAACUUCGAGCUUUUCUCCCAUGCAAAGCUGGACACUCAGAUCGCGCGCACAAUGUCUGUCUCCCUGCCUGCCGAGAUUGUGGGCAUCGUGGAUGUGAUCCACCCGUCCACCUCAUUUGCCGAGCCCCGCAUCCGACUUGCUCCGUCGCCGAUCGAACUGAGCGGUGUGCCAGCGGAUAAGCGGGCCGUUGCCAGCUCAUGCGACACGACUGUCCCGAGCGGCAUCAUCACUCCCACCUGUCUGCAAGAGAUUUACGGCAUCCCCGCAACUCGCGCCACCUCGAAGAACAACUCGCUGUUGGUCACCGGAUACUCUUUCGAGUAUGCCCGCAAGGCAGAUCUGAAGGAUGUGACCCAGGCGUUUUUGAAAACCAACCGUCCUGACAUCUCAUCCUCGACGACAUUCGCUGUCCAGAACACCGCUGGGGGUACCAAUCCGCAGGGUGUCAACGAUGCCGGUGGCGAAGCCGACUUGGAUAUCGAGUAUACUGUCGGCGUGGCGACCGGGGUGCCGACUACCUUCCUUUCCGUGGGAGAACUCGACUUUUACACGGCGUUGCUCGACACGACAACGUAUGUCGACGGCCUUAGCAGCCCACCGACAGUCAUGACUACCUCUUAUGGUCUGGAUGAAACUGGCACCGAUCCCUCUGUGGCAAACUCGAUCUGCAAUGCUUUCAUGGCACUCGGCGCUCGUGGCAUCUCUGUUGUGUUUGCUUCCGGCGAUGGCGGCGUCCGCGGCGGCCAUGACGAUUCCACCGUCUGCAAACAAAACACGUUUAUCCCCGUUUUCCCCGCUGCCUGCCCGUACUUGACCUCAGUCGGAGCCACUCAAGGUUUCCCCGAGAAGGCCAUCAACUUCACGAGCGGCGGGUUCUCGGACAUCUUCCCUGCGCCGUCAUACCAGACUGCGCAGAUCGCGUCCUUCAUCAAGACGAUUCCGUCCAAUUUCAAGGGCAAGUUCAACCGCACGGGCCGCGGGUUCCCGGACGUCGCAGUCCAGGGCUGGAACUUCGAAGUCGUCAUCGGCGACGUGCCCCAGCUGACCGGUGGAACGAGCGCAGCCGCGCCGACGUUCGCGUCCAUCAUCGCGCUCAUCAACGACAAGCUCCUCGCAGCAGGCAAGCCCGUGCUCGGCUUCCUGAACCCGUUCCUGUAUGCCAAUCCCGGCGCGUUCAACGAUAUCACGAAGGGGCACAACUCGGGCUUUGUGUGUCCUGCUUCUUCGGUCGCUUUCGACGCUGCAGCUGGCUGGGAUCCGCUCACUGGGCUGGGAACGCCCAACUUCACGCGUCUUCUCGCCGCGGCGAUGGCUUGAGAGGAAUAUGAAUGAUACGACAGCCCUGGAGUAGAGUCCAUAUGGAAUUGAAAGGGCCUGUUACGUCCCAAAUACAUCAUGUACAAGUCCAAUAGGACUAUGCUGCAAAGAUCAACCGGUCUUCAUCGCUUAGUGCCUUGCCAGUAGUCCGGCCCGAUCAGAAAUCGGACUACAGAAUCUCUCCAGGCUUACCGCAAAAGCAUCCGUCAUCAGAUUCUGACGCGUAGAUUGCGCACGGUAAUUCUGGGCCAAUUGGAGCGGAUAUUCGGGCUCUAGAACAGCAGAACCCAG